Messenger RNA from Pundamilia nyererei, 1927 nucleotides. RefSeq lists its product as uncharacterized. Gene Ontology annotation, cellular component: cytoplasm. Bases 187 to 909 code for a protein of 240 amino acids. NCBI's taxonomy places the organism in Eukaryota, Metazoa, Chordata, Actinopteri, Cichliformes, Cichlidae. Gene Ontology annotation, molecular function: 3'-5'-DNA exonuclease activity; nucleic acid binding. The transcript is spliced from 2 exons. The record is from RefSeq and is a predicted model, not a curated record. Gene Ontology annotation, biological process: DNA catabolic process.
UCGGUCACUGCGCAGGUGCUUUAAAACAUGGCGGGGAAAGCUUGACAGACUCGGUGUACAGUAGAACUGUGCCGACCAAAUGUAAUGUUUUAUCGCUAAACACUUUAGGCCAAUGAUGAUAGUCGCUUUUGGACUUUUUUAGCUAACCUCUCCGUUGCUCUCACUAACGGAAGUUAUUUAUUCGUGAUGCAAAAAACUGAGGAAGCUGAAGGCGCUCAACAGUCGCUGGUUUUCUUUGACCUGGAGACGACUGGACUGGAUCCAAAUUGUGAGAUCGUCCAGCUGGCUGCGGUGAGUGGAGGCCACUCGCUGAACCUCUACGUCGUCCCUCGCUGUCGAAUGCAGCGAGGAGCUUCCAAGGUGACUGGCUUCAAGGUUCACAGGCAGAGGCUGUACCUGCACCAGCAGCCUGUUCUCACCAACUCCCUCAGAGAGGUGCUUGUCUCCUUUAUAGCUUUCCUUCAGAUGCUCGGCCGCCCUCUCGUCGUCGGCCACAACAUUCGCCGCUUUGAUUGUGUGCUUCUGGCUCGCGCGCUAGAUGAAUUUAGUCUCAGAGCAGAGUUUGAGUCUUUGGUCUCAGGUUACGUUGACACUCUGCCGCUGUCACGUGAGGUGCUGAAGGACUAUGGGCUGGAGAGUUUUCGACAGGAGAACUUGGUCAGGGAGCUGCUGGGCGUGAGCUACAAGGCCCAUGAUGCUCUGGAGGACGUGCGGGCUUUACAGGCACUGUAUGAUGUUCUUCGGCCCAAGCCGGAAGUGAUCUGCAGGCACAGAUUUACUCUGGACACCAUGGACGACAAAACACCUGUCACAGUUGCCAAAGUGCACUGCAGACUACCAGGACAGCGCCCCCUGUGGGAGCACUUCAAACAGACCGUGACGGUUACGGAGGAUCAUAACAGAACCUGAUACAAUUUUAAUUCAUUAUCUGAGACUUAAGAAAUUAAUAUUAAAAGAAAAUAAGUAAACAUAACGAAAGCCUGUACACUGGAUAUAAGGAAAUAAAGCUUUAUUGCACUUUUCUACAACACAACAUAAGUGGUCGAGCCUUAGGCAGUGUGGGGUAAAUUUUAAAAUGCCUUACUCAUCGUUGACCUAGCAGCUUUACUUUCAUUAUUAUAUUCAGAUAUUUGCUACCAGCUUUAUGACAAAAGAAACUUCAUAUACUUAAUGUUUCAAUGUGUUCUAUAGAAAGCUAUAUUCGACAUUAAUAAAUGUGUUGCAUUUCUACUCUGUUCCAGAUUGUAUACUCUCACAUGCUCUUUUCUGCUCACUAGCAUGUAAAUCAUUCCAAUCAGAGAUGCCUACACCGCCCUCCCCUCUCGCUCCUCAGGGCUGACACUGAGGUGUUCAUAAGCAUGUCCUGGGUCUGACCUGCUGCCCAUUCAAAUAUCCUCAAAAGCAUAACAGACACACCCUUCUCUUAAGGCUUUGAUCUUUCCAGGGAGGCUGUGGAGAACAUCAUCAGGUCACCCCAGUCUGCUACACAUUUGCCACUCUAUGACAUUGUGUUAUAACAAACAUUUCUAUGAUAUAAUAGAAAUACUUGCUACAAUACAGUACUGUCACACAGGGGGGGGCUGUAAAAGUCUGUGUGUGUUGUUCAUGUUCAUGCUCCAGAGGCAGGAAAUAAAAAACAAGUUCAGACCGUACGGUUAACAGAACCUGGCUUUAUUAAACCGUUUUUACAUACAUGUUCUCUGCAGUACCAUGCUACAGCAUCACCACAUUCAAAAAUACUCAACCAUGCCCUGACUACAGACAUAUUCUAGUAAAUGUUCCCCUAAAAGGUUAAAGAAAACAAUGCAAACUGUAUUUGAAAGUCAUUAGUUUACAGUAAGGAAAAAAAGAGCCACAAACGUCAGGUGUCCAGUAUUCAAGUGAAAAUGUGAAUUACAGCAAGAUCGGCAACAAAAAGGUGCAUGAU